GGCAACAUUUAUAACCCGUCGUGUCUGCCUCUUUCUGAAGUGUUGGCCUUCAACAUGAUGACUGCAGGGUUCUUCCUAGGGGCUUCCCUCUUGGCUUCGCUGAUUGUGGACCUAUGCUGCCUCCCUGUUAAGAGAGGCUUUAAUCCCAGUGCUUCCUAUGGCAGCAGUUACACAAAUGCUGCUCCUAGUUUUGGUUCUAACCAGGGAGUACCCUCCAGCCAGCUUUCACCUGGAGUGGUUAUACCUAACAGCGCUCCCUCCAAACAUGUGUCCACACCAUCUCAUCAGCCUGUGCUGCAGCAGGAGCCCAGCUUCUCUCAGCCUGCCGUUCAGAGAGAGCUAGCAGCAUCUACUAGCCCUAGUUCUUCCCGACCUGCUGUGUCAGGAUACAGGGGCAGUACUAUGAAGCCAAAUCCUGUCAGCUCAACGCAACCAGGAGCUGCUUUUCAACCUGGCCUGCAAGACAUCAGCUGGGCUGUUCCACCUCCCGGUAUCUUCUCUGGAGGUGAGGAAAUGCCUGCUGGCACUCAUGGUGUCAGCUCCAGUAGAGUUGAGUAUGUGAGUCCACCUCUCCCACCACCUGGACCAGUGUAUCAGGCAGGGGAGUUGUCUCAUUUUGAGGGAACCUAUGAGAAUGGUGACUACCAGAUGGAGACAGAGGAACAAGGCUACCUCCCCCCGCUGCCACCACCUCCUCCUAUGCAUGGGUCUGCCAGACAAGGCUUAACCAGCGUACCUCAGCCAAAUUCUCACUUUGGUGUUUAUCCUUACUAUGACUACAUGUUCUUGACUGGCCAGUAUCCUCCAGGCACAGUCAGUCACUACAGCAGCAGCUACGAACAGGGGAGAGACCACUGGCAAGAUGCUCACUAUGUGAAAGACUAUGCUCUCCAUAGCAUUGGCCCGUCACAGCAGAUUGAGACCUUCACUGACUUUGCAGCCCCUCAGAGCUUUGCGGAUCCACAGGUUCCUGUGAACACAGGUUAUAGACAGGGUGGCGCAGCAGCUGGUCCACAUGGUUCUUCCCAUGGAAGCUUCAGACAGCCAACUUAUAGCCAAGCAGGAGGCUAUGGACCAGGCAAGGUUGCCUACUAAAUUGUGGAUCCCUCCAGCAUGAGCGAGUGUUUCUGAACAAAAUAAAGAUCUUAUAUGAUACUU
This is a messenger RNA of Xiphias gladius (swordfish), 1158 nucleotides long. Its product is annotated as CREB-regulated transcription coactivator 3-like. Lineage: Eukaryota; Metazoa; Chordata; Actinopteri; Istiophoriformes; Xiphiidae. The transcript is spliced from 5 exons. The coding region runs from base 55 to 1095 and encodes 346 amino acids. The record is from RefSeq and is a predicted model, not a curated record.